This is a messenger RNA of Jaculus jaculus (lesser Egyptian jerboa), 2448 nucleotides long. It is a transcript of the gene Kctd15, whose product is annotated as potassium channel tetramerization domain containing 15. Gene Ontology annotation, molecular function: protein binding. The transcript is spliced from 7 exons. Bases 340 to 1182 code for a protein of 280 amino acids. The record is from RefSeq and is a predicted model, not a curated record. Lineage: Eukaryota; Metazoa; Chordata; Mammalia; Rodentia; Dipodidae. Gene Ontology annotation, biological process: protein homooligomerization.
GCUUGUGACUUCAGCAGUGGUCUCCGCACGAGGGUCGCGGUCCGGCGCGGAUGCAUUUGUCCUAGGGAGUACUGGAGGCUCGGGGUCAAGGCGUAUAGCCUGGGGCUUCCAAUGGGUUUGAUUCUCUGUGGACUCGGGACCAUGCUUUAAAAUUGUAUGCUGAAUUUCAAGGCACAGAUUUAGAAGCUAGAGUUUAAGAGGGAAAAAAAAAAGCAUCCCUUGGGUGCCUGGAGUUCCAUCCAAUUGCUCUGAGAGACCUGGUGCCCAGCACUGCGAGGAGUAAGCCCCUUGCUUGGUUGCUGCUUCCCACAGAUGCUCUGAGCAGGGAUGGAAGCCUAGAUGCCUCACCGCAAGGAGCGGCCGAGCGGGUCCUCGCUUCACGCCCACGGCACCGCGGAAGGAGGAAAUAUGUCCCGGCUGUCUCUCACCCGGUCGCCUGUGUCUCCCCUGGCUGCCCAGGGAAUCCCACUGCCAGCUCAGCUCACCAAGUCCAAUGCACCUGUGCACAUCGACGUGGGCGGCCAUAUGUACACCAGCAGCCUGGCCACCCUCACCAAGUACCCCGACUCGAGAAUAAGCCGCCUCUUCAACGGCACUGAACCUAUCGUCCUGGACAGUCUCAAGCAACAUUAUUUCAUCGACCGCGAUGGCGAAAUUUUCCGCUACAUCCUGAGCUUCCUGCGGACGUCAAAACUGCUGCUCCCAGAUGACUUCAAGGACUUCAGCCUGCUGUACGAGGAGGCCCGUUACUACCAGCUGCAGCCCAUGGUGCGGGAGCUGGAGCGCUGGCAGCAAGAGCAGGAGCAGCGCCGUCGCAGCCGGGCCUGCGACUGCCUGGUGGUGCGGGUCACCCCCGACCUGGGCGAGCGCAUCGCGCUCAGUGGUGAGAAAGCUCUCAUUGAGGAGGUCUUCCCUGAGACCGGGGACGUUAUGUGUAACUCUGUCAACGCCGGCUGGAACCAGGACCCCACGCACGUCAUCCGCUUCCCGCUCAACGGCUACUGCCGGCUCAACUCAGUGCAGGUCCUGGAGAGGCUGUUCCAGAGGGGUUUCGGCGUGGCCGCAUCGUGCGGGGGUGGCGUGGACUCCUCUCAGUUCAGCGAGUAUGUGCUUUGCCGGGAGGAGCGGCGACCGCAGCCCACCCCAACCGCCGUCCGGAUAAAGCAGGAGCCCCUGGACUAGGCCCUGCCGCGGUACCCACCUGAGGCCCUUCACCCCUGGGUUCGCGCCCCCACACACACACCAGGAACCUGGAAAUAGUGCUGAGGCGUCCCAUCUGUGCGUGCUUAGCAGUUAGGCACCUGACUGGAUGUGGGGCAGGAGGGUCCAAAGCUGGGCCAGGGAGCACCAGGUGUCAUGGCAACAGAACAGGGGAUGCUGGGGGCAUGCCCGCUGAAGGACCAGUGAUGUGACCCAGAGAUGCUGCAACGCUGCCCCCGACUUUCCAGCUCUUUGGCUCCCUGGCCGCGCCCAGUGCGGCGUCCUCCACGGGGGGCUCUUGUCCUUCUCCUCAUGUGGAAGACUCUGGCAGGUCUCCUUGCAUCCGAGAUGGCUUAUUUUUCUACAGUAUUGAGGAUGGAAGAAACUGCCACUGUACAAGUCAGUGAGACCAGCAAGGAGCCUGCUACAUCGCCUGGUGCUCAGGUCUCCGGCGGACGUGCAGCCGGCCUCGUGGUAGAUGAGCUGCCGGUGCUCAGGCCCAGGUGCCCGCAGAGCUGGGGCUCUGGGGACAGCGAUGGUGGUGGCAGCGCUGCGGCAGAUGGAACGGGUCCCCAGGGAGCAGGGCAACUGGGGGGAUGGCUCUGUGACCUUUAUCUGAGACCUACGUGGCACCCAGGGCUCAGACUUCACUUGGUAUAUGACUCCCCACUGUCCAGGGGCUUCCAAUCCCAACCUCCUCGUGUGCUCACAUCUGGGCUUUUGGAGAAGUCUCCACCCAUCCAGCCAGCAUGGGGCCACAUCGUACCUCAGGAAUGGCCUCCCCCACCAAGGGACCCAUCUGUCAGCAGCAACCCGUCUGGGUCCCCAGCUCAGGGAGCCACCUCCAGCUCCACUUUUCCUACACUCAAAUGCACACUGGGUUUUAAUUAAAUUUAUUAAACUAGCCUGUCAAUAAGGCCCAGACCCAGGCUUAUCUAGUGCUCUUGACCCAAGACUCUCAUGAGGACUGGCCCUGGGGUUGGGGGUCGUCUGCUGCCCAGGACACGGGCUCCAACAUGGACACCCCUGGCCUUGUCACGUUUCCCCAUGUGUUGGCUUCUCCUAAAUGGGAAGACCGCAGAGAACUGGUGGGUGGGGCACCCUAGCCAGCACCCCCUUGUGUAUAAUGCCUGUAGACUUGUAUAUGACUCCUUUAAUAUUGUAAAGAUGCUGAUGUACAAUUGUCGUGUGUUUGUGUAAACACAUUGCGUUCCCAGUUCAUGUCAUAAAGGACACUGUAAAGCAAAA